This is a messenger RNA of Sebastes umbrosus (honeycomb rockfish), 1074 nucleotides long. It is a transcript of the gene pigf, whose product is annotated as phosphatidylinositol glycan anchor biosynthesis, class F. The transcript has 5 exons. The record is from RefSeq and is a predicted model, not a curated record. Gene Ontology annotation, biological process: GPI anchor biosynthetic process. NCBI's taxonomy places the organism in Eukaryota, Metazoa, Chordata, Actinopteri, Perciformes, Sebastidae. Gene Ontology annotation, cellular component: endoplasmic reticulum membrane. Bases 160 to 819 code for a protein of 219 amino acids.
CUGUGUCACUCCAUGUUUACGGAAGCCAGGUCAUAAAACUCACUCAUGGGGGUUUAACCUACUCUGUACAUCCGUCACUAUAUUAACACUUUAAAGUGUUUUAUUUGAGUUGUGUGUAUUGUUUUAGUCUCCUAGUUGUAGAUAGUUUCAGUCUUCAUCAUGUGGGACCAUGAGAUCAGAGCCAUGGCUUCCUCUCACGCCAUCCUCGCCUCCUCGGUGUUCAUGGCGACCGUCCUACCUGCAGCUCUGGUGCCGGGCUUCUCUGUGUACGGGACUCACCUGCUGUGGCUCUACUCGGUGUCUGGGGCGGUCACCGCCGUCAGUGUCUCCGUCUUCUGGCUGCUGGGCAUCACACCGCCCACCAAGAAGCACACAGUGGGAUACAAGCUGUCUAGGUUGUUUCGUUCCUGUCUGUACUUCUUCCUGUCGUGCCUCUUCUUCCACACUGUGGUUGUUCUCUAUGGAGCUCCGCUGAUUGAGUCCGCCUUAGAGACGUUCUCCCUCGCUGUGCUGCUGACCUCUCUAACCACGCUGAGGUGUCUCUGUGUCCUCGGCCCCAAUGUCCAGGCCUGGAUACGAGUAUUCAGCCGGCAUGGAGCCAUGUCUGUGUGGGACACCUGUCUACAGAUCACAGUGGCCUGCACCGUGGUAGGAGCCUGGGUGGGAGCCUUCCCUAUACCUCUGGACUGGGACAGGCCAUGGCAGGUUUGGCCUGUUUCCUGCAGUCUGGGCGCCACGAUCGGCUUCCUGACCGGACUCGUCGCAGCUCCCGCGUGGAUCCACUAUCAUCGCAAGCAGCUCACAUACAAGUGCAAGUGAUGGAAAAGACAUAGGUUUCUGUGUUUCUAUGUUUGUGACCACGGAGGUAUUUCUCAUAUUCCUUUAACUUUGUACUGAUUAUUUAUUGGGAACAUUCACUCCAUUUGGAAAGAUGGUUUUGUAAUAACGCAAGACGGUAUGAGCAACAUUAUUUUGUACGCAUUGAAGGCUGAACAUGUUCCUGACGAUUACUUCUCUCUUGGAAUUUUUUGAUUAAAACGUGAGGAGUUUAUAACUGAAAUGUCCUCAACAUCA